AUGUUAUUUUUACACCACUAGGUGUCAACGUCGAGUCACGUUGGCUUCUACGCAGCAAAGCUCUCGCAUAACGGAGAGCUGACGUCAGAUGUCAACAGGACGCAAUCGUCUCCGCUCAGCCAAUCAGCGCUGAGUAUCACGGACUCUGGUAAAGAUGGCGUCGGUGGAGCAUCGGGGAGUUGUAACCAGACGCGUUGCCGUUUCCAAACACCACUGGUCCCGACAACGCAAGGACUGAAACGGCAGCGGGAGCGACGGUUCAUCGACCCGUUCGUCCUCUGCGUGGUGCCGUGUGGUAUCGCCGCGGGCCUGCUCUCUCUGGUUUUCGGUCUCCCUCUGCAGUCGCCUCGGUCAAGCUCGUUAGCUUCAAGUUGAAGAGCCAGCGCUAGCUCGGGGCUAGCUGUGUAGCUCCUACGGCUGCUGGGCUCUUUCUCUGGGGGCAUCCAUGGACCGAGAGCCCGGUCGGGUGUAAACAUCGGGGCCGCCUUUAGCUCUUUAAAGUUUUUUUUAUUUUUAACUUAAUCAGCCGCCCAUGCGUCACUCGGAUUGAACAUACCCCAGGUGGACCGGGGGGGAUAAGGGGCUCCGACUCUGCUGCGACACUGUAUCUCGGUGUCGAGGCACAGAUUCAUUUUUUUUUGCCGUCAUGUAUUUUCUCACCGGCUGGCCCCGGAGGCUGCUCUGCCCGCUGCGGAGCGAAGAGGAGCCCUUCCACAUCCAGCCCAGCUCUCAGCGGUUCUACUUCGCCGUGUUGUCCGAGACGCAGCUCAGCGUCUGGUUCAGUCGGCCCAGUGUUUUGAUAGUCAGCUAUAUCGAGUCUUCAAAGGCGGCAACCCAAUUUGGCUUCUACCAGAAGGCAGAAUGGAAACCAGACGACUCCAUGAUAGCUGUGGCGACUGCCAAAGGGUACAUCCUCCUGUUCGAUGUGCUGGGUGGAGGGGAUGACAAAUACCUCUAUGAGCCUGUCUACCCAAAGGGAAGUCCUCGUGUGAAAGUGACCCCAGGUUACAAGGAAGAGCAAUGUGCCCCUGCCCUGUCUUUAGAGAUGAAGAAGCCUGUGGAUCUGGAGGCCCCCAUCACCAGUCUGCAGUCCCUCCAGGAGGACCUGCUGGUGUGCACGGCAGACGGCUACCUCCAUGUGCUGCACUGGGACGGGCUGGGCAGUAACGGGCGCAAGGCCAUCUGCCUCACUACGAUCCCUUUCUCACUCGACCUGCAGUCUGCUCGAGGUGGUCCCUCUUUGGACCUGGAGGGAGUGUAUAUCCGUUGCAUGGAGUAUUGUGUGACCCUGGACGGGUACGCAGUGGUUCUGAGCGAUGGGCGCCUGGGUUUCAUCACACCGCUUAACAACACCAUCACCGCAGACCAGCUGCAGGGCGUCUGGGCGGCAGAUGUCACGGAUGGCACCUGUGUGGCUGUCAACAACAAGUACAGACUGAUGGCCUUUGGCUGCACCAGUGGCUCGGUGCUGGUGUACAUGAUCGACAGUGCAACAGGGUCCAUGCAGAUCUCCCACAAACUGGAGCUCACCCCAAAACACUACCCAGACAUCUACAACAAGACGGGCCCAGUCAAACUCAUCUGCUGGUCACCUGACUACAGUGUCGUCAUGGUUACGUGGGAGUGCGGUGGCCUAUCGCUGUGGAGCGUCUUCGGAGCUCAACUCAUCUGCACUCUGGGAGAGGACUUUGCGUAUCGUUCUGAUGGUACUAAGAAGGACCCCAUUAAAAUCUGCUCUAUGAGCUGGGGAGCAGAGGGCUACCACCUGUGGGUGCUGCCUAUCAAACAAGAGAGGAAACAGCAGGAAGAACAGCAGGACGAGGUGGAGGUGGAGAUGGAGACGGUGGAGCCUCCUCAGUCCUCCCUGCAGGCCGGCAUACUGCAGUUCCAUUUCAUCAAGAGUGCCCUCACAGUCAACCCCUGCACAAGUAACCAGGAGCAGGUGUUACUCCAUGGUGAGGACCGCCUCUACCUGACCUGCGGUGACCCCUCGCAGGUCCAGGGCAACUCUGACCCGCACACACACUUGCACCCGUGCGAUGGCAGCCCAAUGCACCCCGCCCCCAAACACGAAUCCUCUCUCUCUCAGGGACUCAGCACUUUACUGGGACACAAGCAUUGGCACGUGGUCCAGAUCCACAGCACAUACCUAGAGAGCAACUGGCCGAUAAGGUUUGCAGCCAUAGACACAGCAGGCCAGUGUAUGGCUAUAGCAGGGAGGCGGGGCUUUGCACACUACUCCUUAUUCACAAGGAAAUGGAAGCUGUUUGGAAAUAUCACUCAGGAGCAGAACAUGACGGUGACGGGAGGUCUCGCUUGGUGGAACGACUUUGUGGUGGUGGCCUGCUACAACCAUAUAGACAACCAAGAGCAGUUGAGGCUCUACCAACGCUCAUCCAACCUGGACAAUGCCUUCGCCUCGGUCACUAAGCUGCACUCCGGCACGCUGCUGCUCAACGUCUUCAGAGACAUGGUCAUCUUGUUCCGAGAAGACUGCUCCAUCUGCCUCUAUAGCAUUGAGAGGAGGAAUGACGGCCCAAACCCGUCAGCCAGCGUUGAGCUUCUGCAGGAGGUGUCCAUGUCUCGCUACAUCCCUCACCCGGCCCUCGUGGUCUCUGUCACACUCACAUCCGUGCGUACAGAGACUGGCAUCACAUUGAAAGCCCCGCAGCAGGCCUGCGUUGCAGAAAGCAUCAUGUUGAAUCUGGCUGGCCAGUUGAUCAUGCUACAGAGGGACCGCUCAGGUCCACAGGUACGAGAGAAGGAUUCCCCGGCUAAUAACAAGAAGCUGCUUCCAUUUUGUCCACCUGUGGUGUUGGCCCAGUGCGUGGAACAUGUGUGGACCACCUGUCGCUCCAACAGGAAGAAGCGCUACCUGCUGGACGCCCUGUGGCUGUCGUGUGGCGAAGCAGGCAUGAAAGUCUGGUUGCCGCUGUUCCCCCGGGACCACCGCAAGCCCCACUCCUUCCUCUCCAGACGCAUCAUGCUGCCGUUCCACAUCAACAUCUAUCCUCUGGCUGUACUGUUUGAGGAUGCCCUGGUGCUUGGGGCAACCAAUGAGACUGUGCUCUACGAUGGGCUGCAGGGAUCAGCAGAGCCACUGGAGGCGCUCUUUCCCUACUGCACAGUAGAGAGGACCUCCCAGAUCUACCUCCACCACAUCCUCAGGCAGCUGCUGGUUCGAAACCUGGGUGAACACGCUUUGAUGCUGGCUCAGUCAUGUGCCUCCCUCCCCUACUUCCCCCAUGUCAUGGAGCUGAUGGUGCAUGUGGUCCUGGAAGAAGAGGCGACAUCACGGGAGCCCAUCCCAGACCCUCUGCUGCCAACCGUGGCCAAGUUCAUCACAGAGUUCCCGCUCUUCCUUCAGACCAUUGUCCACUGCGCCCGGAAGACGGAGUACGCGCUGUGGAACUACCUGUUUGCCGCUGUGGGAAACCCCAAAGAUCUGUUUGAGGAGUGCCUCAUAGCUCAAGACCUGGACACAGCAGCCUCUUAUCUGAUUAUACUGCAGAACAUGGAGGUUCCAGCAGUGAGCAGGCAGCACGCCACCCUCCUCUUCAACACGGCGUUGGAACAGGGCAAGUGGGACCUGUGUCGGCACAUGAUCCGAUUCCUCAAAGCCAUUGGCUCAGGGGAGAUGGAGACUCCGCCCCCAACACCCACCACUCAGGAACCCAGCUCAACUGAGAUCUUUAGAAAUCGCAGCAUUAGUUUGUCUCAGUCGGCAGACUGCGUCACCACAGGAAAGUUCAACCUGCAGAAGACCUUCAGUAUGCCAGCUGGACCCUCGGCUAAAGGCCGGGAUGUGGAGUGUGCAGAGAACAUGUAUAUUGACAUGAUGCUGUGGCGCCACGCCCGACACCUCCUGGAGCAGGUGCGCCUCCGCGACCUGGGCUGCUUCUCGGCACAGCUGGGCUUCGAGCUCAUUGGCUGGCUGUGCCGCGAACGGAACCGCGUGGCUCACGUAGAUGAUUUUGUUUCGGCGUUGAAAAUGCUCCAUAAGGAUUUUCUCUGGCCGUUUCCUGUUAUUCCCUUGGGAAGCCUGAGCUCGCCCCUGAAGAACGGACGGUGUCGCACAGUGCUGAGCACGAGGCUGCUGAAGUCGCAGUCAGCCGACAGCCUGUUGAACAGCGACAUGGACACAGCGCUCCUUCAGGCAGAUCCCACCAAGCACACCUGGCUGGACGGACUGGGGCAGGGGGCCAAAGACAUGGACACGGCCUCGUCGGCUCACUCCAGCCAGCACUCACCACAGACACACGACGCCUUCCUGUCACUGCUCACCAACAAAGUGGAGGAGUACAGCAUCGGCUCGGCCACAGACCUCACAGAAACCAGCUCAGUGGUGGACGGUGAUUGGACGAUGGUCGACGAGAACUCGUCCACCCUGAGCCUGAGCCAGGCCGAGCUGGAGCACAUCUCCAUGGAGCUGGCCAACAAGGGCCCGCACAAGUCGCAGGUGCAGCUCAGGUACCUGCUCCAUGUGUUCAUGGAGGCCGGCUGCCUGGAGUGGUGCGUGGUGAUAGGUUUGAUCCUGCGGGACUCCAACGUGAUCAAGCAGGUGAUCAGCUUCCUGGACAGCCCAGAGGUUCCCCAAGAAACUGUGCAGAAUGUCCGGAGCGGCUUGUUGGCUGUGGACACAUGGGUCUCCACUGACUGCCUGGGAUACAAACCAUUUCUCAACAUGAUCCAGCCGCAGCUGCAGCAGCUGAUCGACUCGGCGUCGGAGCAGGUUUUGCCAGAGUCUUCCCAGCCGACCAGCCAGGGCUCCAAACUGGGAGGCUCUGAAGGUCUGGGAGGUGCUGCCGCGCCCCGGCCCGAGGACAGCAGAGGGGCCGCGGCUCCGCUGGGCCUGUCGCUGCCCUCCCUCGAACCUGCGGGAGGUUUUCCACGCCCCCCCUCCGAGGACUGUCCCCCAGAGCAGACAGAGGAGCAGGGGGACGAGGAGGGAGCCUACGACUGCACCCUGUCAUGAAGCCAGGCGCCUCCUCUGGACUCCGUAUGACCUCGAGCCUGGAGGAGGCAGUGGCUGACUGGAAAUGGACCUAAUUGGUGUGAGUGUGUUUGAGAGCGUGCACAGAAAGUACGCCUUGCUGGUUCUUGCAGUAUUACCUGCUCUUCAGAUUUGCCCUCGGUGUCGACUCGAGGCCCUGUGGACGCUGAGCAUCAGAAACUUCACGGCACAACUGGAUGGGAUCCGUCUGCCGUCCAACAGGCCUCACUUUACCAAAACGCUCUGUCAGAAUAAAGGUCACCUGUGUGAGCGUGUCGUGGUGUUUGGAAGCUGUGGACCAGCGCAGGAAGGCACCAGGUUUUUAAUCCAACACAAGUUGCCCGGCACUCGGUCCAGUGCAAUUGAAAACUUUUGAUUUGAUUUGUUUUGGUCAGUGUCUUGUUGUGUCAAUCGGUACAAGAAUUAGCUCGGAGACAAAUAACCAGAGUGUGUUGGAUCAUCAUGUAGAACAAAGCUCUUUUUUCAGGAUGCGCUGGAAGUGUGUCUGAGCCUAAAGUGUGCGCACAAGAGGUGUUUCACACUUUGCAUACCUCAACUGACUUCAAACUAUUUUUGUGAUACCUUUUUCAAUGACGUGUGUACAGGAGAACAUUAUUUUUCUAUCAAGUACACACCCUGUCCCUCUCUGACGAGCAAAAGGUUCAUGGUAUGAAUUCUGUGUAAUUCAAGACGACUGACGACCUGAAGACCUUCGAAGAUAACGGUCUCUGGAGGAGAGUCUGUGGUUGCGAGUGCAGAAGUGUUUUUACCACUGAUCAGUACCUCUCUCUGUUCAUGUAUUUUUCAUGCCCCCCCUCUCCCCUCUCCCCUCCUCCCCGACCUUGGUGAAGUGCAGGAGUAAAACAAACAUUUGAAUUGGGAGUUGGAGCCAGAAGCGGCUUUUCUCAUCGUGGUCCAGGUUUUUUUAGACAAAGAGCAAAGUCGUGUUAAGUGUUCCUGAUGUGAGCAGAUUUAAAGGAGACACAUUCUGCUCAGAUUCAUCAUUUUAAUGUGUGUCACUGUUUGAAAAGGUUUAAUGUUGUCGUCUUGUGCAUUAUGCAAAUAUCGGGCAUCUUGACGUCAUGUGACAGAAUCACGUAGAAUCUUCAGCAGGACUAUUGGACAAGGUUCUGCAGGUGCGCCUGAGGGAGAUGCUCCCUCUGCCGCAGACUUUUUAAACUUUGCAGAACUUUAAUAUUCACACGGAUACAUGUUUAACACACUGGAGGAAGGAAAACCUGCAAAGGCAUCGUGCGUCUCCUUUAAAGCUGCAGAGUAGCAGAGGUGGUGUGCUGUAAAAACCAAAUCGUGACACAUUUGUUUUUCAGUCGGAUCGCUAACAUUGUGUUAUUGAAGCCGUCUUACCCUGCAGGUUUUUUCCCCCCCGACGUGUCCCUUUGCAUCCGAAGCACAAUUUGAUUCUCUGUGUUCACGCGUCAGCAUCGUUCUGACAAAGAGGAUGAAAUUGAAGUCGGUGUGGCCUCUGCCCCGGGUUGUUUGAUGGACGACGCGGAAUCGAACCUUCACCGUGUGAUCAGGACAAACAUUUCAUUCAGUCCAUUGUCCAUGUCGCCUCCCUGAACCAGUAUGGAUAUAUUCCCAACGCGUGUACCACAUUGUAUGGUUGACAGAUUUUUUUGACAUGUUUGGUGACUUCCAUCACAUGGGAUUGAUUUUUAAAUAUGUUAGUCAUCAUUAUUAACUAUUAUUUAUUGGCAUUAUAGCUGAAUGAUCUUUGCUGAAUUGAUACCUGGACGUGUGCUUGUAUUUUAAUUUUUUUUUUUUAUGACUGAUGACUUUUCCUCCUUUUAGUUCAUCGGUCACGUAUUGGCUCCAUAAGCACUAAAAGGUUUAUCACAGUUACGUCAGUAUUACGUCGUGCAAUGCGUUGAAAUGUUACUCCGCUUCUUUUCAUUAUGUUCCUUCUCCCAGCUUUUACUUUUCAUGAACGACCAAAUCAGGCGAAUAGACACGUGUUUUCUCUCUUGUGCCGUUUGUGCAAGACGAGUUUAAAAGUCAACAUUUUCCUCUAAUGCGGUUUCUGUCUUAUCUUCUUAACAAAAGGGCAAAUUUAAAACCACCUGUGUCCCCCCUCGUCCCCGGCCCUGAACCCAGGCUACAGCUCCACCUCGCUGCUCCGCUGUACGCUUCUACUUGACUUGAAUAAACGAAACAAAAGAACACGGUGACUUGAUGAACCAAAGACUUAACGUCCAGAGGCCUUCUGUUGGGAGCUCGAUCGAGCACUUGAGUCAUUAUGCAGAGGGAACCAAACCUCACACACACACACACACACACACACACAACCCAUCCUUCUCAUUGGAAACGACCAUCAACGCACAGAAAGAAGUUCCUCUCUGCAAAGAGCAGUAUUUCGGAUCUUGUGGUGGUUUCCUUCUCUGCAGGCGAGGAGGGGGUCAGCCAGGUGCGUCUCGCGGUACUUUCUCGUAGGGGGGGGGGGGUGUGUCACGCGUCCACCCAGACUCCCCCCCCCCCCCCCCCCCCCGCCCCCGUGUACAGUGUAAACGUGUUGUUUCCUCAGCAGGAGCAGCAGAGUCUCCUCAUUGCAGUGUAAAGAAACUCUUGUACAUUUGCCUUUUCUACUCAUGUUUGGUUUUUCUACUUUACAGUUGUUUUUUUCCUUGUACAUAAAGAUCAAUAAAUUAUUUUUAAAAAUG
Molecule: messenger RNA, 7671 nt
Organism: Platichthys flesus (European flounder)
Lineage: Eukaryota; Metazoa; Chordata; Actinopteri; Pleuronectiformes; Pleuronectidae
Gene: ric1
Product: RIC1 homolog, RAB6A GEF complex partner 1
Exons: 27
Coding region: 647-4975 (1442 amino acids)
Biological process (GO): retrograde transport, endosome to Golgi; intracellular protein transport
Cellular component (GO): Golgi membrane; cytosol; Ric1-Rgp1 guanyl-nucleotide exchange factor complex
Molecular function (GO): protein binding
Source: RefSeq, a predicted model, not a curated record